UGCCGAGAAGAGCCAUUACCACAAGUUUUUCAUUAUCAAUAAUAAUGUUAUCGUUUUUGUCGUCAUCUGUAUCAUAGCAACUAUUUGAAGCUUAGUUUUUAUAUAAGUCUCCUCUCGUCCCUGUUCCAGAAAACUGGCCUUACGAAGAAUGGAAUCAUCAAUAGAAACAGUAAACUUUGGAAAAUCUAUUAUAGUACCUAGCGUUCAAAAGCUGGCCGAAGAAUCCUUUCUCACGAUCCCACCUCGCUAUGUAAGGUUCGAUCAGGACCCUCCAAUUAUUUCUGGUCAAAAGUCGUUGCUUUCGUCAGUUCCUGUCAUAGAUCUUCAAAGAUUGGCCGUUGGAGAUUCCAUGGAUUCGGAGUUGGAGAGCUUGCAGUCCGCUUGCAGAGAAUGGGGUUUCUUCCAGGUUGUGAACCACGGAGUAAGCACUGAUUUUCUGGAGGGAGUCAAGUUGGAAAUUGAGAGUUUCUUCGGACUUCCAUAUGAACAGAAGAAGAAGCUGUGGCAGAAGCCAGACAACCAUGAAGGUUUUGGGCAGCUGUUUGUGGUAUCAGAGGAGCAGAAGCUAGAUUGGUCAGACGUGUUCUACAUUACCACUCUUCCUUUCAAUCUCAGGAAGAAUGACCUUUUUGACAAACUUCCUCCAAAGCUCAGAGAUUCUUUGGAAACUUAUGCUAGUGAAAUGAAAAAGCUAGCUUUGGCAAUUCUGGGUCACAUGGCAAAAGCUUUAAAUAUGGAUGCUGAGGAAAUGAAAGAGCUAUUCAAUGAUGGUGUUCAAUCAAUGAGAAUGAAUUACUAUCCUCCAUGCCCUGAACCAGAAAAGGCCAUUGGUUUCACUCCUCAUUCUGAUGCUGUUGCUUUAACUAUCCUGUUUCAGCUCAAUGACACUGAAGGACUACAAAUCCGAAAGGAAGGGAAAUGGGUUCCUGUUAAACCACUUCCAAAUGCUUUUAUUGUCAAUAUUGGAGACAUCAUGGAGAUUGUGAGCAACGGUAUUUAUGGGAGCAUCGAGCAUAGGGCAACGGUGAAUUCAACAAAGGAGAGGCUUUCCAUUGCAACAUUCUACAGUUCAAAGCUAGGCUCCGAGUUGGGCCCUGCAGCCAGCCUCAUUGGCCCUCACAAUCCAGCAAAAUUUAAGCAAGUCCCAUUGGAGAAGUACUUCAAGGAAUUUUUUGCUCGGAAAUUGAAUGGCAAGUCAUAUCUUGACUUCAUGAGAAUAGAAGAUGGAGAAAACAACACCUGAAUAUACUCUUACAAUAAGCAUGAGUUUACGUUCUAUAAUAAAGAUGGGUAUUGGCAGAUUUAUUAAAAUUGAAUUCCAAUUGUGCUUGAUACACCAUUUAGAUAGGUCUAGUCGUUUAGUUCGUAUCAAAACAUUUGCUUGUGGAGGGCCUAAGCCUGUAUUGCAUUAUUUAUCCUUCUCUAAAUAGCUGAAAGCAAAGUUGUUUUCAAGAAAACACAGCCUAAGUACACAUUUUUAUUGUUAAAUAACAGAUUCGCGAUGAUCAA
Messenger RNA from Hevea brasiliensis (rubber tree), 1509 nucleotides. Its product is annotated as protein SRG1. Lineage: Eukaryota; Viridiplantae; Streptophyta; Magnoliopsida; Malpighiales; Euphorbiaceae. The coding region runs from base 149 to 1243 and encodes 364 amino acids. The record is from RefSeq and is a predicted model, not a curated record. The transcript has 4 exons.